Messenger RNA from Drosophila virilis, 1325 nucleotides. RefSeq lists its product as uncharacterized. The record is from RefSeq and is a predicted model, not a curated record. Lineage: Eukaryota; Metazoa; Arthropoda; Insecta; Diptera; Drosophilidae.
GAAAAUAGUGACUCGGACAUGGCAUCCCUAGCUGCGAAUACCUGCAAAGUGAAGGGCGUGGCAGCAGCAGCAUCAGCAGAGUCGUCGGCACAGGUUGCCCCAAGUAGCCCUCGGCCCGUGGCGUCAUCUACGCCGGACGCAGGUCACGGCAGGCGGGGCAGGAAGAGCAAACAGACCUCUUCUGGCUGGGCAAUGGAAUUGCGUUCACGCAAGUACACCGAGAUCCUUGGAAGACGUGCCAUACAUGCACCCAGAUCAGGCCAAAAGACACCGAAAUCUGCUCGAGCAGCGCGAGCAUCUAAAACUCCAAAGGUAUGCGGCACGCCCGGCACACCGAAGACGGCAAAGCGUUUGUCCAAAACUCGCCUGAAAAUCGAACAGCCCGAUGUGGCGCCCGAGCAGUCCACGCCCCAAAUAACUGCCCCCAAAAGGUAUUCCCCGCUCUCCGCACGCAGAAGAAAGGAACUAUUGAGCAUACAACUGGGUCCAGUUUCGCGUAGACGUCCUCUAUACGCACGCCGGAGUCCUAGAAUAGCGGAGAAGAGAAGAGCGGAGGAGCAAGCCUUGGGCUUGGGUAAUACCAUAGACUCGCCGUACAAGCGCAGACGCUGCGAGAGGGGAUCGAGCGUGGCUGUGCCUCAGUUGCGGCCCCCAAAUGCAGAAAAGAGCAUGGACUCAUCCACCAGCCGGCAGCGACAUUAUGUAUUACAGCCGAGCAGCUCCUUGGCCGCAUCAGAGCAACAAAGAGAAGAAUGUGGCGUGACUGUGUCCGUGUUGGGUACAGUCAAAAAAGACACAACUUUAAAGCUGGAGGCGAAUCUUCGAGUGGAUGUAUCCACAGCGAGCGAAAACUCAGCUAUCGAGACUCUGGCGAAUAAGAGUCAAACUGAACAGCAGCCGAAUCCUCGCGUAGAUGCAUCCACAGCGAGCGAGAACUUAGCUAUCGAAACUCCAACUCCAGUUGAGACUGACCUAGGCGAGAGCACACUCAAGCCCGAUGAACGGAGCCUCGAAUGUGGUGUUCAAAUCCUAGCAGCAGAUAACGAGGGGGGGCAGGAUGAUAAUGAACACGGAGAGCAGGUGGCAGCUACUAGUAAUUCCCAGGACUUUGUGGAAGAUUUACCUGAAACCGAAACGAAAGAGCAGGAGCUGCAGCUGAUCAAUGCAAGGCAAAGCAGGGAAAUAAAAGCCGAGCACCGCGACAAAAGUGGCUGUUUUCUCAUGUAAUUCGAUUGUUAUAAAGAAUGUGAUUCGAUUUAAGCAACAAUUGUGACUAACUAUGAGAAAUAUACUAAAUAAAAGUUUACAAAUUUGUGGCUCUUGAA